Molecule: messenger RNA, 234 nt
Organism: Suillus clintonianus
Lineage: Eukaryota; Fungi; Basidiomycota; Agaricomycetes; Boletales; Suillaceae
Exons: 1
Source: RefSeq, a predicted model, not a curated record
AUACUCCAUACAUUGUUAUUGGGAGUGGUAAAGUAUUGUUGGGGUCAGACGGUUAAUCUUCUUGAGAAGGUAAAACUUUUGGAUCUUUUUCAGACACAUCUUGACUCAAUUGCAAAGGACAGACUCAAUGCUCUGUGUCUAAAUGCCAAUUACAUUUGCCACUAUAAGGGCAGUCUCAUUGGAAAACACUCCAAAAGCUUGAUGAUGAUCAAUAUCCGACAAGUGUAUUCAGUG